AUGGAUCAAAGUGAAGAGAUGAGAGAUGACGAGUGCUUGUCUCGCUCAGCCUCGCCAUUGUUUUCUCCCAGUGAAGGAAAUGAUAGCUCUAAACAUUCGCUACCAAUUUGGAGUAGUCCAUCUCUGGAGUUGGUAGAUGAUUUGUCAUCUAACCAGGAUGUUGAUUCAACACCUUGUUCUAGUCCAACUGAAAUUUCGUCAAAUGGUAGUAAAGAAAAGAGAAUAUCGGUUGUAUGGAAUCAUUGUAAGAAACGAAAAGUUGAAGAGGACUUGGUUGGUGAGUCUAAACAACAAGUGAGUAUGGACUGUUAUCAUUUUGAUCCAAACUUAGUGAGGAGGAAGCUUACGAACAUGGUCAUCUUGCAUGAGUACCCUCUAAACAUGGUUGAACACAUUGGUUUUAGAGAAUUUUCAGCUUCUCUUCAACCAUUAUUUAAGAUGGUUUGUAGAAACACAUUAAAGAGAGACAUUUUUAAAAUUUAUGAUUAUGAAAGGGGGAAGACUUUUAUGGAGUUGGAGAAGAUUCCAAGUAGAAUUGCAAUCUCAACUUCAAUGUGGACUUCAAGCAACAAAAGGAGAUAG
Quercus lobata is the source of this 582-nucleotide messenger RNA. Its product is annotated as zinc finger BED domain-containing protein RICESLEEPER 4-like. The transcript is spliced from 2 exons. The record is from RefSeq and is a predicted model, not a curated record. The coding region runs from base 1 to 582 and encodes 193 amino acids. NCBI's taxonomy places the organism in Eukaryota, Viridiplantae, Streptophyta, Magnoliopsida, Fagales, Fagaceae.